Molecule: messenger RNA, 504 nt
Organism: Dioszegia hungarica
Lineage: Eukaryota; Fungi; Basidiomycota; Tremellomycetes; Tremellales; Bulleribasidiaceae
Exons: 5
Coding region: 1-504 (167 amino acids)
Molecular function (GO): fatty acyl-CoA hydrolase activity
Source: RefSeq, a predicted model, not a curated record
AUGAAGUCCAACGAUGGUCUCGAAGCGUUCUGGCAGAGCUUUAGCAGCUUCUGCCCCUUCAACUCCUCCGCCAUCCAACACCUGCAUCUGCUCGGGCUGGACGAGCUCCCAGAAACGGAUGCGAAGGGAAGAAAGGCGAUUGAUGGGUAUAAGAUGAGCUGGGAGGGCACCAUUCCUCCAGACUGGGAUAAUGGAAGUGGUAACAUGCAUGGCGCAGCCGCAGCUUAUAUUGUGGACCUCUGCACCUCCGCAGCCAUCAUGAUUCAUACUACUUCGGAGUUCUGGGGUCCACCGCUGGUCGCUGGAGUAUCUCUUGCUAUCAACAUGACGUACCUACAUCCAGCAAAGAUAGGUACGGAGAUUCUUGUCGAGGUCGAGGUUCUGAAGUGCAGCGCGACGACUGCCAACCUGAUCUGCAACAUCCUUGACAGGAGCAGCCAUCAAUUGCUCGCUUCUGGGACGCAUAUGAAGGCGUGGAUACCUAAGCUCCGGUCAAAGUUGUAG